Messenger RNA from Triplophysa dalaica, 2872 nucleotides. RefSeq names its product pleckstrin homology-like domain family B member 3. Lineage: Eukaryota; Metazoa; Chordata; Actinopteri; Cypriniformes; Nemacheilidae. The record is from RefSeq and is a predicted model, not a curated record. The transcript has 15 exons. The coding region runs from base 311 to 2179 and encodes 622 amino acids.
UCGCGCGCUAGAAAGCGUCAGGGGCUCGAGCUGCUGUCUAGUUAGGGCGCUGACUCGUGUUUGAGACGCCGCCCGUGGACACGCCGCUGACUCCUCGCGUUCACUCGCGCUGAGCGAAAGUUGGAAAUCGCGAUCACUGUAUCGAUUCUUAUCGCGGUAAAGAGUUCUUUAAACUUCACGAAUAUAUUUCUCUUCGUCUCGUGUGAUCAGGAUUUAAUGUUGUGGAUUGUUGACUGCGGAUGUUUUGAACAGUGAUGAGCGGUGUGAUGUGAUGAAGAGGACAUGUUGAGCGAAGGUGGAGGCCACAGACAUGCCUAGACACAACAUGGAUCUCCAGAGGAGUCAGUGGGAGCCUGUCCAGAAAUCACCUUGGAUCACGCGAUUGGUCGCGGAGCAAAGUCCCGCCUCUUCAGGAGCGGAGUCAGACACCGAGGGCAGCAGCACAGAGAGUGAACGUUCUCAAAUCAAAGAACCCAGAAGAGAAGCUGCAAAGUCCGUGGCGUCACCCUCAGUGGUACAACAGCGAAUCACAGAGCUCGACCAACAGAGAGAGGAGCUGAAAAUCGAGCUGCAGCUGGAGGUCGCGCUGCUGCAGGGAGAGCUGCAGACGGAGCAGGAGCGUCUGCGCAGACACACAGAGCAGCUGCAGGUGUUGCAGGAGAAGGACAGACAGAGAAAGUGCCAGCGCUUGGCCUGCAGACAGAAGGAGCGUGUGCAGCUGGAGAAGGAACGUCUGAAAGUGGAGGAGAUGAAGAGCAGGUGUGACGAGCUGGAGAAACAGAUUCCCACACAGCCGGAAGACCUGCGAGAACAGAUGCUGCUUCAGCUGAAGAAGGACAGAGAUGCUUUUGAAGUGUCGUUGAGAACGUUUGAAGACAUGGAGUUUCGUGUUCUGGAGUUGGAAAGCGGAGUAGAAGACGAUGGAGAGGAGGGCGAGAGGAGCACGUGUGAGACGGUGAUAGAGCAGGACAUCUCCAGAGUCCAGCAGAACCUCCACACAUCACAGGAGCGGGUCACACAGCUGGAAGAACAACUGAUGAAGAUGGAGAAAGAGCGAGACGAUGAGCUGAACUCCCUCAGACAGGAGAAAAGAGAGCUCCUUCACAGAUCCCAGAGGAUUUUAAAAGAGAAGAAGCCUCUCACCGAUUGGUCCAACAUUACCAGCUCCACCCCCUGCGUGAUGUCACUGUCCCCCGUGAGCGUUCACAGAGCGGCACAGGACUCACUGAAGGAGGCUUCCGGUUUCCCCCGUAGACGUAGCUCGCACAGGAAAGUCCCAGACAGACCUCUCUCUGCACAAGUGUUGGUGAGGAUGACUCCAGCCAAACAGAGCAGUGAUGUCGUGUCCCCUCGUCUUCAUCACUCCUCUCACAGACUGAGUAACGGACUGAGAAUGGGUCACAGCGACUCCUCACAGACGCCCUGCAACAGCACAAACACCUCCCGCGCUCCCAGUCCUCAAAGUCUGCUGGAUCUGGUGGAGAUGGAACGGAAGGUCAGAGAAGCCAAAGCAGAGAGAGAGCGUCUGCUGAGAGAGAGAGAGGAACGCCGCCAUCUGCUGGAGGAAGAACAGAAACAGAGACGGAGAGAUGUUAACUCUUUAAUAGUACAGACACAUGAAUCAACAGCAGAAACUAACGCUGAACAACACAACUCAACACACAGCACACAGCUGGAGGUGCGUCUGCUGUUUUCUCAAUUGUUUGUGUUAUUCAUGCUUUUAUUGUGUUGGGUCAUCCUUGUCGUUCAGCAGAGCGUCCCGCUUUCUCUGAAGGCAAACUUUGACCUGCGCUGUCAUGUGGAGGCUCUGGGUCACAACGUGAGCGGAUGCAUGGGAGUGAAUUUGUCUCCGCGGAGGUGCGGCGGCUUUCUGACUAAGCGUGGAGGUCGCGUGAAAACAUGGAGGAGAAGAUGGUUCAUCUUUGACCUGGACCACCAGCGCCUGGCGUAUUACACUGAACUGGAUGAGAAGAAACUGAAGGGGGUGAUUUAUUUUCAGGCUGUUGAGGAGGUUUAUUAUGAUCAUCUGAGAACAGCCACGACAUCUCCGCGGCCGAGUCUCACCUUCUGUGUGAAAACAUACGAGCGUCUUUUCUUCCUGGUGGCUCACAGCGCUGAAGCCAUGAGGAUCUGGAUGGAUGUGAUUGUGACGGCCACAGAUGAGCACAGCAGAUACUGACCAGCAGUAAACACACUGUUCAGUGCAUUCAGUGUUAAAUGUCAGCUCUGUUACUGUCCUCUACUGUUACACCAACAGAACAACAUCAAACGCUGCACUGGGUUAAAUUUCUUACACAUUAUUUAUUAUUGUCACAAAUAUUGUAUAUUUUGUAAUGGUGGGAAUUGGGGGAUAAAAAUGAAUGACUGUUAUGUUAUGAAACAUUUACAUUCCAAACAGUUUGUGGGGACUUCUGCAUGUGCCAAGGACUGAUUCAUGUCAAACCAAUUGAAUGGUUGAUGAAAAUGAUUUGCCAAGAAUAUUUACAAACAAUAACAAAAUAAAAAUGCUGUUUUUGUUAUUUAAUGUGACUAAAUUGUUCUUGUAAAAUACAAUGUGGCCUUUUAAAGUUGUAUAUUAGAUGUAUAUGUUCUAUUGUUCAGUGGAUGAGAAGGCUUUUUGUAUGUUUUGAUGUUGUUAAGUGAUAUGAAUGGAAACACCACUGAGUCCAGUCAAACCCACAGGAGAUAUAAACACUACAAUUCAUAUGUUCAUGGUCAUGUUCUUUCAUUUGAUGGUUAUUUUAGAAUAACAGCAGUCAUCACAAAUACGAAAUAACACAAAUGUAACUUUGAGAAUUAUGUUGUGAGUCAGGAAAAUGCAAAAUAAAGUGUAUAAAAGAAUACUAAUAAAUAAAAAAUGAAAGAUAAUUUA